UCUUGAGGACCCUUUUUCUGGACUGGAAGGGUUUCCCGGUCUGAACGGAUUUCCUGGAGCAUUCAAUGAUCUCGAUUACUGGGGAGGAGAUAGUUCAGGGGGGGCUAUUUACGAUACAGUCUUCGGUGCUUGCGAGCAAGCAACUGAGGAGACCGAUGGAAGGUUGGAAGAGGAUUGGUUCGUCGUGCCGAUGCCUGGUCAAUUUCCAAUGUCGAACUGGUUGGUAGAUAAAGUCAGCGACGCCCGUAAUAAUGCGGAGCCCAUUCUACCUUCUACGCGACUUGAAGACCCCGAAUCUACCCGUUUCGAGCAAUAUAUCCCAGAUCUAGGACGGAGCUUGAACCUAGAUCUAGAUCCAUUGUCGUCUAACACUGUCAAUCCGAGCACAGGACCGAUCAAUUUGCAGCUAGAAAAUCAUGUAUCAGAUGUUGUCCCACGGUCGGAAAGGGCUCUGCCGGAAUGUCCUAUGCAGAAAGAACUCGCACACGACACUUGCGACGCAUCCGUCUCUUCUCAAGGCAAAUCGAAUCGUUGCACACGUUGCAACAAAUCAUUCUCGGGGCCUAAAGAGCUGCGACGUCACAUCGAGACGAUACAUCAACAACGACAGAUCCAAUGUCCUCAAUGCAAAAAGAUGUUCGGGAAACGGAGUGAUAAUUUGCGACGGCAUAUGGUACGAUACUGUAAAUUUGAACAGACACAACGGAGUGGUUUGGGCGGCUAAGGUGACCGUCUGUGCAUGGGCACCCGAACAUGGGAUAAAGAGGGUUAGACGAAGGCAGGGUUGCCCAGUUUUAAGGCAUUAGUAGUUCCUCCUGUAAACGCGGUCCAACUUACUGGGCGUCAAAAACCCUGCCUGUUCUCUGUUUAAACAGAAUAGCACUUAAUCUCGACGAGGUUAGAUUAUGUUAUUAUAAUGAAUUUAAGUUAGUCU
Molecule: messenger RNA, 934 nt
Organism: Annulohypoxylon truncatum
Lineage: Eukaryota; Fungi; Ascomycota; Sordariomycetes; Xylariales; Hypoxylaceae
Exons: 2
Coding region: 191-724 (177 amino acids)
Source: RefSeq, a predicted model, not a curated record